Messenger RNA from Psylliodes chrysocephalus, 1674 nucleotides. NCBI's taxonomy places the organism in Eukaryota, Metazoa, Arthropoda, Insecta, Coleoptera, Chrysomelidae. The record is from the annotation of a GenBank genome assembly.
UGAUAGUUGAUCGGUUGUCGGGUGCGGCAUGCGCUGCUACAAGUAAUAACGCAAGUGAGCAUAGUUGAUGAAUAGUGACAAAUUUAACUAUGAAAUGUACGUCUUAGACCAUCAGCAUUAAUUUAAUUUCAUAUUUCUUUUUGUAUAUUAGUAGAGCGAAGUGCAAGAAACACGGUUUUUAAAAAAAUGCGUGAGUACAAGAUUGUUGUACUAGGUUCAGGUGGUGUAGGCAAGUCUGCUUUAACUGUACAAUUUGUACAAGGUAUAUUUGUAGAAAAAUAUGAUCCAACAAUAGAAGAUAGUUAUAGGAAACAAGUUGAAGUUGAUGGUCAACAAUGUAUGCUCGAAAUUUUGGAUACAGCUGGAACAGAACAAUUUACAGCAAUGAGGGAUUUGUAUAUGAAAAAUGGUCAAGGAUUUGUUUUGGUUUAUUCAAUAACAGCACAGUCUACUUUUAAUGAUCUUCAAGAUUUAAGAGAGCAAAUACUUAGAGUAAAGGAUACUGAUGAUGUUCCAAUGGUCUUAGUGGGUAACAAGUGUGAUUUGGAGGAUGAAAGAGUAGUUGGUAAAGAACAGGGAAUCAGUCUCUCACGCCAGUUCAGCUGUGCCUUUAUGGAAACCUCUGCCAAAGCAAAAAUAAAUGUUUAUGAUAUAUUUUAUGACUUAGUUCGACAAAUCAAUAAGAAAUCCCCAGAGAAGAAACAGAAGCAGAAAAAGAAAUCUCUCUGUGUGCUACUAUAGAUUUAGAAAAUCUCUUGGAACCAAAAAGUACAUUAAAAAAAUACAAAGACUAUAUAUAUGUAGAGUGUAAAGGAGGCAAGUGCGGACUAAAAGUCUCUUGCAGUGAAGUUUUUUAAAGUUCUGUAUAUCAUUCUUUUAACACUAAUUUAAAUAUUUGUAAUAAAUAAAGUUGUCAGUUAAUUUUUCCACAAUCAAGGUUGUUAUUAUAUGAUAUAGAUGCUGCAAUCUUAGUGAUAGAGUAUUUUGAAAUACUGCCAAUUAUGUGGUGUCAAAUAGAGAUAGAGAUUUUGUGAAUUAGUGGUAUUUGCUACUUCUGAUUCAAGACUAUCUACAGGACAAUACUUGAUCAAACAGAAAUUUGAAUAUUAAUUCGUAUAUUCGUAUAAUAAUAUAUAAAAAUCGUGGCUUAUGAUCCAUGCCAUUUGACUGGUCGUUCAAAUCUCUUAUUACCUUCCCAAAUCCCCAGUGGUCAAUGCCAAAUAACAUUACAACAACACCACCGCCACCACAAUAACCACCACCACUAUCAUCAUAACCAACCUACCAUCACCCCAAUACUUAAUGCUCGUUGCCCAUUUACCUGCAUACACUAUUCUUUAAUCAUGUUUGAAUGUAGUAAUUUGUGGUGAGAUGUGAUAAUAAUCCUAUGGUGCUUUUCUAGUAGGUAGAGAUGUCCUUGGCGAGAUCAAAUAUUCUAUUCUCAAAAGGGUGCACCUUUUCGAAUCAUAAAACAAACAAUUCAAUAUUGUUUCGUUUUAAAAUUUUUGACUACUUAACAGUCACAAACCAUCUACAACUAAAAAAGAAAUGUCUUCUUAUGACCAACCGUUUUCCCAAUCUAUUGUAAUGUCAGGUUAGCAUUAAGAAUAUUAAACGUCUUAUAUAUAAAUUAAUAAAUGUGCGAUAUGUAUCUUUAAAUUUUAAAUAUAAUUG